CUGCAGGACCGCCCUCCACUGGGACUCUCUUAUGAGGAAAGUCGCGGGUUUUUGUUAUCCAGUUUUUCCCAGAUAAUCCUUGGACUCUCUGCGUGGCCUCUCAUCGGGAUUAACAGCGCAAAUAGAAAAAAAACAGGCAUGGAGUGGCGGCGCUAUUAAAAGUUGAAUAGAGAGAGAAGAGGUGCCAAUCUUAGUGGUUUCUCCAGAUUUACCGCGACCCGAGCGAGCGCCCCUUACCCGCCUCGGAAGCAUGGGCUGCGGCUUGAGGAAACUGGAAGACCCGGAGGACAGUAGCCCGGGGAAGAUUUACUCCACUUUGAAAAGACCACAAGUGGAGACCAAAACGGACACUGUGUACGAGUAUGUGUUGCUGGAUUUUAGUCUAGAAGGUAGUCGUCCCACAGUGCAGUAUGUGGCCUCCUUGUCCGAGCUGCCCCAGGCUCUGCAGCCAUACUACACACAAGGCUACAUCCUGACAGCUCUGCACCCCAUCAUCCUGUCUGUGGGGCGAACACGCUCACUGCCUUUUAGCCUGCUGUACCGUGCUAUUCUGGCCCGUCCCAGACCAAGUAAACAGACAGCAGCUAUGUGCCACAGUGUUCCAGUGCUGAGGGUGGAGGAGUGGCCUUUACCUGGAGACUCACUGACUGGAGACACAGUCCGAGCUCUCAUUGACAGGGUGAACAGCAGUGCUCGUGGGGGCGUUCGAUUCGUUGGCUCGGUCCUACAGCAGGUGAGUGGGGUCAGUAAUGGUCGGGUACACAGUCCAAAAAGAGGCUGCCGCUCCCCUCCUCGCACCCCUCCUCGCACUCCACCUGGAGAAAGAGAACUGGAAGAACAUACCUAUAGUCCAGACUUGCGGUUGCUGGUCUUCUUCCACUCCUGGGCCCCUGGCUGUGCUCCGCUGGACUCCCUCGGGUGUCAGUAUCAUCAGGGAGCUCUGUCAAUGCGGGUCUCUAGAAAGGGUCAGGUGGUCAGCGCCCUGGAAGCUGAUUGGCUGGAACUGACAGCAGCCUACUACCGCAAAGGCUGGUCAUUGGUGGACUCUUUUGUCUACUGGGACACGCCUAAAGGAGAGCCUGUGCCCAGAUCUCUGGAGGGGCUGUUUGUGUAUGAAGAGCGAAGCACAGCGCCCCCUGCCAACGACACUAUAGUGGUGGAGCAAUGGACAGUUAUAGAGGGUUCAAACGUAAAGACUGAUUAUGGUCCACUCCUCCACACACUGGCUGAGUUUGGCUGGCUUCUUACAUGUGUGCUGCCCACACCCAUCAUCAGACAUGACAGUGAUGGGAACCUGGCCACCAAGCAGGUUGUGUUUCUACAAAGACCAGUGAGAGGUCAACCUGCACCACAACAGAGGAACAAGUCCCUGUCUGUACACAGUGAAGUCUCCAGCCGCUCAGUAAGCAGGUCUGUAAGCAGCCCGGUCUCCCCACAGGAGCUGUCUCCUAUAGCAGGAGGUAUCGGGGGCUUCCCAGUGUUUGGUGGAGGCUAUCCCAGCUCCCUGUCCCACCUGGAGGAGGGCGGCUUUGAACCCGACGAGGGCAAGGCCGAGGUCACCUGUAUGUGAGCUGUGCUGCAGACAACACUUCCGUCCAGACAUUUACAUGAGGAGUUAUUUUUUUGGGGACUACAGAUUAACCAAGGAAAAGGAUGUGGACACAGCGGAAGAGGCCUCUCUUCCUGAUUGGACAGUGCUAUCAAUAGACUGUUUAGUUUCCAUCAAGUUCAUUACCUUUUGAUUCAAGCACUUUUAUUUCAUAAAGCCAUAAUAAGGAUGAUUGCCUAAAAGAACUGAAAAAGGCUCCUGUUCAUGUGCUGACAAUAACAGUAUUAUGUUUUGGACUGUUACAAAGAUGCAUUAAAACACUGGUGAUUGACAGUGGUGCAACUAUCAUAAAUAAGGUUAAUGGUUUAAAGGUUUCUUUGUGACAGAUUUUAAUAGUUCCUUCACAAUUUUGGUACGGUUAGUAUUUAGACAAUAAGCACAUCUGGAUGACCCAUAACAUUUUACUGCUUUUAUUUUAUUGAAUGGUUAGAACUGUUUUUUUCAAGUAUCAAAACUUUCAUUUGAUUGUAUAGCAAAUGGUACUAACUUAGUGUUACUCAUCACAUACAUUUUGUUAAAGAAACAGUUGAUAUUGAAGCUUGUUGUACAUAUUGUAAAAUAGACUAUUCUAUCACUGGGAGUUUCAGUUCUCACAAUUAUUGAGAUUUAGAACUAUUAUUUAAGGUGUCAGCACUAGUGUUUUCACAUAUUAAGUUAGUGUUUCUAAUAUUAAUGUUUACAUUGUACAGUGUUUGUGAUGCUCCAUGGGAAGGCUGUA
Messenger RNA from Boleophthalmus pectinirostris (great blue-spotted mudskipper), 2327 nucleotides. It is a transcript of the gene rftn2, whose product is annotated as raftlin family member 2. Lineage: Eukaryota; Metazoa; Chordata; Actinopteri; Gobiiformes; Gobiidae. The coding region runs from base 251 to 1570 and encodes 439 amino acids. The record is from RefSeq and is a predicted model, not a curated record. The transcript is spliced from 9 exons.